Messenger RNA from Aspergillus ochraceoroseus IBT 24754, 592 nucleotides. It is a transcript of the gene aspf8, whose product is annotated as ribosomal protein P2. Gene Ontology annotation, molecular function: structural constituent of ribosome. The transcript is spliced from 3 exons. Gene Ontology annotation, biological process: translation; cytoplasmic translational elongation. Bases 83 to 412 code for a protein of 109 amino acids. NCBI's taxonomy places the organism in Eukaryota, Fungi, Ascomycota, Eurotiomycetes, Eurotiales, Aspergillaceae. The record is from RefSeq and is a predicted model, not a curated record. Gene Ontology annotation, cellular component: cytosolic large ribosomal subunit; ribosome.
CUCGACGUCUCAGUCUCCGCCCAACUUGCGGUUAAAUCGAUUGAUUCUCGUGUUCGAUACAUAUUAAAUCAACUCAAUCAAAAUGAAGCACCUCGCCGCUUACCUUCUCCUCGGCCUUGCUGGCAACGAGAGCCCCUCCGCUGCCGACAUCAAGGCUGUUCUCUCCUCCGUCGGUGUUGAUGCCGAGGAGGAGCGUCUCGAGAAGCUCAUUGCUGAGCUCCAGGGCAAGGACAUCAACGAGCUGAUCGCCGAGGGUGCCACCAAGCUCGCUUCCGUUCCCUCUGGUGGUGCUGGCGCUGCUGCCCCUGCUGCCGCUGCUGGUGGCGCUGCUGCCGCUGAGGCUCCUGCUGAGGAGAAGGAGGAGGAGAAGGAGGAGUCCGAUGAUGACAUGGGAUUCGGUCUGUUUGACUAAAUGCCUCCAAUCCAUCGUGAUGCCAAGAAAAAGUGAUUAUGUUCGGGGGGGAACCGGAGUCUGGCUGUUAAAUUCAGUAUUGGGAGGGACACUACCAAUUGGAACAGUCAUGCCUGCAUUUCUCAGGCUUGUCUAAUGCUAUUACGAAAGAUACAUACGUGAGCUUGAAAGAGCUUCUAG